Messenger RNA from Glycine soja, 1380 nucleotides. RefSeq names its product vacuolar protein sorting-associated protein 55 homolog. The record is from RefSeq and is a predicted model, not a curated record. Gene Ontology annotation, biological process: late endosome to vacuole transport via multivesicular body sorting pathway. The transcript is spliced from 4 exons. NCBI's taxonomy places the organism in Eukaryota, Viridiplantae, Streptophyta, Magnoliopsida, Fabales, Fabaceae. The coding region runs from base 700 to 1161 and encodes 153 amino acids. Gene Ontology annotation, cellular component: endosome.
CAUGUUCUCUCAUUGUUGAAUCUACAAAGAACAUAGCUUCCAACAUUCUGCUGUCUGUUAUUAAGUUACCAUAUUUUGGUUUUCAAGCACAUACACAUGUUCAAUUUUGUUGCUCUUCAUUUGGUGCCUUUUUCUAUAUAAUUUUCUUCCUCAGUACUUGUACUAUAUUGGAUUCUUUAGACGUAGUUGCAUAUUGGAAUUAGGGAAGAUUAUAGAUGGAUAGACUACAGAGACAAACAAAUAGAGAUAAAUUAUAGAUAGAUAAUCUUCAAUGAAAUGUUAUUUUCAAAAAAAUUGGGAAUUUGGAUAAAAUCAUACAUCUUUCACUUGUGCUAGCUCACAAAAACUACGGCUUUUGCUCUCUAUUUGACAUCAUUACUUUGUCGUGUCUGUCAAACAUGGAGUCUUUAAGCUACUACAUUUUCUUUAUGUUUGCUUCUACGUACAGGUCGGGUGUAAUACAUAUUUGAGUUGAGAUGUAUGAUGUAACACACUUUCAAUUCAAUAAUAGAUAACUGAUGUUUUGUGUGUUUGUGGUUGUUUUCAUCUUCGAUCUUUGUUGUGCAUGUGUGUUCCCCCUCUCCCCCCCCCCCCCCCCCCCAACAAAUGGUAUCACUUAUAUAUAACUGAUGUGUCUUGCAUUAAUGUAGUUGUUAGAAAUUAGAAUUGCUUCUUCAUUUAGCAUUUUCUUCUAAUCUAAUGCUCUCAUGGCAAAAAAAAUUCGCUGCUUAUUUAGAAUUGGAGAUGGCAGAGUUACCAGGAUAUUUUCGUUACUGCUUGAACACAGGGAAACUUGUCCUUUUGGGAAUUUUGGUCUCUGGAGGAGUUGUUUUGCAAAUUUUGGCAUGUGCAUUGUAUAAUAAUUGGUGGCCAAUGCUAACUGCAAUAACAUAUGUGCUUCUUCCAAUGCCUUUGCUCUUCUUGGUGGGAUCUGGACGUUCUUCCUUAUUUUCUGAAUCAGAUAGCAGCUGGGUGAAUGCAACCAAGUUCUUAACCGGGGCCUCUGCUGUUGGAAGCAUUGCCAUUCCAGCCAUAUUAAAGCAUUCUGGUGUUAUAGGUUGGGGAGCCUUUGCAAUGGAACUCUCUUCCUUCUUUGUGUUUGUAUUUGCAAUAUUGUGUUACAUUCGGAUUAAUGAUGAAGAUGAUUAUAGUAGUCUUUGAGAUGGGAGCAUAAGCAUAAGUGGGAUUGGUUUGUCAGUGUAAAAAUGUAUAUGUUACCUUUGCAUGUGGGAGCCUCACCUUUAUUUUUUUUGAUAUAUCAAAUUAAUCCCUUUUUCCCCAUUUGAAAUUAAGAGGCACUAUUAAAUGGCGUUUAACAUUGUAGAACUCUCAACUUUAGAGGAUCAUUUAAUGUUGGUUGGUAUUGAGGCAUUUUCUGUU